GGAUGGUCCAAUUUGGUCGUCCAUGAUCCAUUUCCAAAUUCGGGUUAGGGUUUCCAUUCUAAGCCGAUAAAAUCAGAAACUGCACUUUCACUCUCACUCUCCGUUUCUCGUUAGUGCUGCCUCGUUUGCGCCUCUAGUAUUGAAACAUUAGCGCAUACAUUUAGCAAACAUGGCAGUCACAUUCUACAACCUUAGCUCUGCGUCUGGAUUGAAGAAGCUGGAUGAGUACCUUCUCCCGCGCAGUUAUAUCACUGGGUACCAAGCUUCAAAGGAUGAUCUUACUGUCUAUGCAGCUUUGCCAACGGUUCCGUCGGAUGAAUAUGUGAAUGUGUGCAGGUGGUACAAGCACAUUGAUGCUUUGUUGAGAAUAUCCGGUGUUUCUGGUGAGGGAUCUGGUGUCACUGUGGAGGGGUCUCUUGUUGCCGAGGAUGUUGCAACUCCCCCAGCUGCUGACACGAAGGCUUCUGCUGCUGAGGAUGAUGACGAUGAUGAUGUAGAUUUGUUUGGUGAAGAGACCGAGGAAGAGAAGAAGGCAGCUGAGGAAAGGGCAGCUGCAGUGAAGGCAUCUGCAAAGAAGAAAGAGUCUGGUAAAUCAUCUGUUCUGUUGGAUGUGAAGCCAUGGGAUGAUGAAACCGACAUGAAAAAGCUUGAAGAAGCAGUGAGAUCUGUUCAGAUGGAAGGGUUGCUUUGGGGUGCAUCCAAACUUGCUCCUGUUGGGUAUGGUAUCAAGAAACUGCAAAUUAUGCUUACCAUUGUGGAUGACCUAGUUUCUGUCGACAAUCUUAUUGAGGAAUAUCUUACAGUCGAGCCCAUCAAUGAAUAUGUCCAGAGUUGUGACAUUGUGGCCUUCAAUAAAAUAUAAUCUACAAUUCAUCGGACUUGGCGAUCAUGGCAGAGGGAGAAUUGCAAGUUUAGAAAUUAUGUUAUUGGGAAAGCACCCUAAAUUGAGAAUUUUGUUCUUACAAACUUUCAUGCUAUCAUUUUCAUAUUAUGGCACUCUGUUGUUGUGAUAUCAUCGGAUUAUUUCGGUAGACUUACAAUCCUUUUUAGGCUUUAAGCCUUUGAUGUGUGAUGCGUUUUUUCAAAUUUUUGUUCCAGAUUAUCGUGUUUGUUUUGUUGAUGUGAGAAGGCAUUUCCUUGAGAACACAUAUACGCACACAACACACCGUUACUAUUCCCCAGUUUUAAAUUUUAUAAUUUUAUACAGUGCUAUUAAUGGAUAUUUUUUCAAAGG
Abrus precatorius (Indian licorice) is the source of this 1234-nucleotide messenger RNA. Its product is annotated as elongation factor 1-delta-like. Gene Ontology annotation, molecular function: translation elongation factor activity; guanyl-nucleotide exchange factor activity. Lineage: Eukaryota; Viridiplantae; Streptophyta; Magnoliopsida; Fabales; Fabaceae. The transcript is spliced from 8 exons. The record is from RefSeq and is a predicted model, not a curated record. Gene Ontology annotation, biological process: translational elongation. The coding region runs from base 170 to 862 and encodes 230 amino acids. Gene Ontology annotation, cellular component: eukaryotic translation elongation factor 1 complex; cytosol.